AUGGAUAGCACUGGGGAGAGUGGAGGGGCGCUGUCGAAAUUGCUGCCAAAAUCCAUCGCAGCCAAGCGCCGGCGCAGGAAGCAGGAAGCGCGAGAGGAAGACGCAGCAGCAGCAACGGCGCAACUGCUGCUGGGAGUUAAGGGAGAAGAUGUCACGGCCCCAGCAGACACAAGUUCGCUCUCAGCACUCUCGGCGGCACCACCACUAAAAGACGACUAUUACGACGACGACGACGACGUCAGCCAGUCGUCCCAUAGACGCGACAGCGGCUCCUACGUCCACGACCACGGGCAUGACACGGACAGCCUCGCAAGAGACGGCUCGACAGGCAUUCCCGACCCAGACCGCGACUACAGGCACAGCUACGAUCGCGACUACGAACCCAGUCCCAGCGGUGCCAGCACCAACUACGCCCGCGACAACGCCAGCAUGGUGUCCCUCGAGACACCCGAGGAGAAAUCCUCCCGCCCAAAUGCUAUCUCGACGCAUCCUUCGCAAAUAGGCUACUUGACAACUUCUUCCCCGAUCGUUCAGGCAACUCACUUGCCUGAACCCCAAGCGCAGAUACUGGACGAACAACUGUCAGAGAUCGCCUCGGCGCGAUCCACAUCCAACAACUCAGCCAAGCGGACGCAAUCGGCCGAAUCCACAGAUUCGUCCCUGCGCUCCAAACGCAGCUUUACCAGUCUUGUGCCCCCCAAGAAAAACACAACACGGUCACCUUCACCCGUCGGCCGCCUCAGGGGAGUUUUCAAGUCAAAAAAGACUCCGAGUGCCACCACUAGUCCCGAGAGGAGUGCGGGCGGUGACGACACUGACACCGACCGAGACAUUGGACGCGGAGUAGCCUACCGAGGCCGAGCUGCAGCUUCAACAUCUGACCUCACCACCACCACAAGGUCCUUUGACUUCACCGACGCGCCACCCGUCCCACCUUUGCCGAUAGUACAAGCGCCACAACCAACUCCCGCAAACAAGACGAAUGCAUCCUCCCGUGUAACGACGACAUCUCACUCUCCUGAGCGACGCCGCUCCAGAGCCUCCACAAACAACUCUGUCAAGAUCGACACCAACGUCCCCUCGACCCCGCCCCAGCCCGAGAAAGGCACUCCCGUCAUCGUCAACACGCCGCCGACCCCGACCGACCGCAGCGCUCCCUCCGCACACUCCUCACCGGGGCCCGGUCCGCAGCCCGCCGUUGAUGCAGCUGCGACCGCCUCAGGCAACACGAAUGGUGGCUCCGCCCAGGGUAACAUGAUUGCUCACCGCAGGGGCAGAUCAAACUCUGGUAGUAUUGGGCCUAGCAAGCUCUCCAACAUCACAAACGCUCCUUUGACACCCAUCCCCGACGUAAACUCGGCCAGCAAUCCAGGGACCCCCGCUCCAGGAGGCGGCUUUUUUUCCUCGGUAUUCUCAGCCGCGCAGAACGCUGCGACCCAACUUAGCAGCGCAGUACAGAACACAGGCAUCGGGCCAACUCCUCCUAAGAACAAGACGACCCAAAGACCGCCCGAUAUCAAGAUCGAAGACCAUCCCGAGGUCGAACCUCCCCUGCCGUCCCUCACAGGAUCCGCCAUGGAGAAGGAACCCGCCGUCAAGACCAUGGGGUCUGGCGAGCUGAGCCUCAGCCAACUAGGAAUAACAGAUACAGGAAGCGUCGCCGGUACGCCCGUCACGUCGAAGUUCCCCGACACCACCGAUUCGCGUUCUAGGUCCGAAUCAGCGCCCACCGAUGCGGCUUACGUAGCUGCGACCCGAGACCUUGGACCGGACGACGGCCGACAGCCCUCUACGAGACCCCAAUCCUUGCACGAUCCGGGAAGCGGCGGCGACCGCACGCCGCCAUCGAGCAGCAUCAAUGAAGAUAGGAAUUCGGGAAUCCAACGGAGUGGAAGCAUUCGAAGCGCCAUUGGACGCCAUCGUAAACGGGGAAGUUCCGCCGUGUCUGGAGGUACGGCAACUACAAUUGGCGCUGCCAUUGCUGCGGCUAACGCGUCUCUCGCUCAUCCUCAAGCCAACGCAAGCGUCCCGAAACUCACCGGAUUCGCUGUCGCAAGCAAGAAGCGCAACCGCGAUUUCCACGCACUGUUCAAAAGUGUGCCCGAUGACGAUUACCUCAUAGAAGAUUACAGCUGUGCCUUGCAGCGCGAGAUUCUCGCGCACGGCCGCCUAUACGUAUCCGAAGGUCACCUGUGCUUCAGCAGCAACAUCCUCGGUUGGUCGACCACUCUCGUCAUGAGCUUUGACGAGAUCGUAAGCGUCGAGAAGCGGAGCACGGCCCUAGUUUUCAAGAACGGACUCAUGAUAUCGACCUUGCAUGCGAAACACAUCUUUGCUAGUUUCACAAGUAGAGACUCCACCUAUGACCUAAUUGUCAACAUCUGGAAACUUGGUCACCCGACCCUGAAGAGCUCUCUGAACGGAGUGCAGCUGGAGGGUACUGGCGGUGAUAAAACGGAGAAGGUUGACGCGGAUGUAGUGGCCCCGGAAGUAGAAGACGCGAGUCUGUCCGACGCAAGCGAGGAAGACAGCGAGUCAGGCGACGACGACGACGUCUACGAUGAAGACGACGAUAACGAAGACCUCCAGGAAGUAACACAGCCAACAGACAUGAAUCCCGAACCCGAGACAGAGAAGACCGUCUCACGGAAGGUGUCUGGUGCAGGCGGUGCUAAUGGCGCGCUUUCCGAUGUCGUUAAGGACGCUGUGGGUGUACCCAGCACCAACGAUGACUUCCCUGGCCCAGCCACUCAUGCACCGACGGACUGUGGAGACUCAGGCACGCAUUAUGAGAAGGUUGUUGGUGACGAUGUCAUUCCCGCGCCCAUCGGCAAGGUGUACAACCUGCUCUUCGGUCCAGCAUCGGUCACUUGGAUGUCCAAGUGGCUCACCGUUGAGGCCAAGUGCACUGAGUUGACGAUGGAGGAUAAGAAGGGUUUGACGCUGGAGAACAAGUCACGCUUCUUCAGUUACAUCAAGCCUUUGAACGGAGCUAUUGGUCCGAGGCAAACCAAGUGUCUUGUCACUGAGACCUUGGAGAGCCUGGAUUUUGAAAAGUCCAUCAACCUGAACGUUGUCACUCAAACACCCGACGUCCCCAGCGGCAACAUUUUCAGUGUCAAGACGAAGUAUUGCCUGUCUUGGGCUGAGAACAACUCCACCCGAGUCCAGACCAACUGCACCAUCGAAUGGACGGGCAAGAGCUGGUUGAAGGGCCCAAUUGAGAAGGGUGCAAACGAAGGUCAGACCGCUUACUGCAAGGAUCUCUUUGCCAGUCUGAAGUCGGCCGUGUCGUCGAAGGCUCGUGCUGGAGGAGCAGGAGGCGGUGCUACCAAGGGCAAGAAGAGGGGCAAGAAGGGCAAGGCUACAGGCUCAUCGACAGACGUCGAAGACGAGCAAGUCCGUCCGAAGAAUAUUCCCAAAAAGGAUUGGGGACCGUUGGAGCCCGUACGUGGCAUCCUGGAGCCGAUCCUCGAUAUCGUCAAGCCGCUUAUAACAGGCAACAUGAUGUACGGCCUCCUGGUUGGACUUUUGGUGGCUACUUGGUUCGGCUUUGGGCUGCCAGGAAGGCAACCGUCGAGCGAUAUGCGCAUGUACGGCUAUCCCGACCGCGUCGCUGCGUACGAUGAGAUGUGGAGGCGUGAGGAGAGUGAGCUGUGGGAGUGGCUUGAGGAGCGUGUCGGAUUGGAGAGGUUACAUGACCCCAACAUCUCGACACGCAAGAGAGCGAUGGAGCCCAUCACGGUUGAGGAGAGGGUGAGAGAAGAUCGCAUGGAUGAGAGGGAGAUUGAGGAAGCGAUCAAAGUCACGGAGGAGAAGUUAAAGGUGUUGAAGGGGGUGAUGGACAAGAAGAAGACCACAGUCGGCUGA
Molecule: messenger RNA, 3870 nt
Organism: Colletotrichum gloeosporioides
Lineage: Eukaryota; Fungi; Ascomycota; Sordariomycetes; Glomerellales; Glomerellaceae
Product: putative membrane protein C20F10.07
Exons: 3
Coding region: 1-3870 (1289 amino acids)
Biological process (GO): intracellular sterol transport
Cellular component (GO): endoplasmic reticulum-plasma membrane contact site; mitochondrion; cortical endoplasmic reticulum
Molecular function (GO): sterol transfer activity; sterol binding
Source: RefSeq, a predicted model, not a curated record